GCCAUUUUGGUCUCAAGACCAAGAAAUGGCUCAGCUUGCUGAUGAAAUAAAGCCAUUACCUGUACCUUCUCCUGUCAAUUACCUCUUAACCAAUAACAGUAACAAGACCAACAAUUUCAGGUAUUAAAAUAUCACAAUUUUGUUCAAAAAUAUACUGAAACUAAUAUGAAAUUCAAUAAAAUAGGCCAGACCAUCAUUUUAAAUAUUGCACACAAAAAAAAAGGAUUUAAUUUCUUAGUCAUGUAGGCUUCAUCAGUCAUUGUCAUUAUCACUAAUUAUCAAACUGAUCAAUCAUCAUCUAUCUUUCUCCUUUUUCAUCUAUCAUCAUCAAUUAACGACAAUGCAAUUAAUUAAUACAUUUAGUUCAAAUCAUAAGUCAUAAUUAUUAAUACCAAUCUUUCUUUAAAUUCUCUUGAUUGUUUAAAAAAAUAGUUAAUAUUUAAUCAGACAGGCUCAGACUUGAAUCUUGAUCAGGCAUCAGGGCUUAUAUAAUAUAGUUAUAAGUUAUAGGCUACUUUGUUACACUAGUUUGAUGUAGCUGUAGAGAACUCAAUUAGAGCAGUGUUUCACAACUUUUAAGUUUUGCAGACCAAUAAAUAAGUUGCCAACUGCACCAAGGAUCUGUACCAGUGACCAGUGUAUCAGAUUUAUUAUUUUUAUCUUUUAUUUGCCUCUAAAUCUAAAUUUGUCAAAAAAUAUAUUUUGAUCUUGGCUUAGAGUCUAAGUUAGACUUAGCAGACUUAUAAAACUAAUUACUAAUACUACUAAUACUAUAUAAAUUAUGAUCAACAUUUCUAGUUAAAAGAAUAUUAUUAUAACCAAAUUCUUUUAAUUACAUUGGGGAUAUAAAAAUUGAUAUAGAUAAUAAGGUUUCUCAUUUCCUGGUGUUUUGCUUAUUCCUGAAAAACCAUACAAAAUUCACUCUCAUCACCAAAUAAAAUUAAUUCAAUUAAAAAUAUAUUAUAAACUGAAUCAAACUAUUGAAAGAGUUGGAUUGUAUAAUAAAAUUGUUAUAGUCUGAAAUCUAUGUUAAGUAAGAAUUUGGUCACUCUGAACUGAGUUGCUUCAGUUUCCCUUGCUUAGCCCCAAUAAUAAUAAUAGAUAAAUAGCUAUAAAUAUGCUUGUUGAAGCAAAAAUUGUGAAUGACAGCCUGUCGAAAAAAACAUUCAAACUGUAUAUAGGUUAAGCAUUGUUUACAGGUCGCAAAUUCUAGUUUCUAAUCAAUCACUAAUUAUUUACCAGCAAAUGUUUUGAUAUCUUGUAACUAGGGGAAUCAUUUCGAAUAUUAAAAAAACACAAUUUAAUAUGUUAAUACAUGAGUCUAUAUAAGCCUAUGUAUAUGUCUCACUAGGUUGAUUUUAAAAGUAAAAAAAACCACUAAAUAGUAUGAAGGUAGUUUGACACACAAAGAGCCUGGAGUUACUAGCGCACAGCUUUCAAGCCCAUGCGACCUCAAAUGGGUUGUGAAAGGAAUUCUGUGCAAUGGCCGGUUGAAACAAAAAUUUAGCAACAAUUUCAAAUCAUUGCAUUAAAUAUGUAUUUAAUUACAAGUAUAUUUUACUGAAAAAUCUAGUUUAUAUAUGUUUUGAUUUCUGUGAAUGUACCUUAAUUAAAAGUCCAUUUUCAAUAUAUAAGGGUGUGUAACACACCUCUACUCUGACAUGGCGUGGGAUGUUAUUUCUUAUGCUGUGGGUUAUGUCAGUAGUAUGGUUACUUAUAUUAACGCUUCAGGAUGCCGACUCAGUCUUCUUCAUUCUUUCACUUAUUAUUCAGGCACGUAAAGAAGAAUACUCAAUUCUAGUUAAAACUCACAGUACUUUAUUGAACACACUUUAUAUUGAUAAUAUUAAUAAAUAAUCCUUGCAUGAAUGUAAUUUCACAUAUAUAUCUAUAGUAUUCCAUCAUUAAGAAAAACACGUCCUCAUACUUCUACAACUCAGCUCAACUGUCUAAUCUCACAGCUCUCACGCUACUGACUCUCUUGCUCUGCGCUCAGCUCUCUACUAUCUCAGUCAACUCAUACUUUAUUACCAGCAAAGCGUGGAAAACAACCGCUCUGACAAAAACAUAAUUUUACUCUCCAAAAACGUGGAGUUCACAUUUGCAUCUCAAAAUACAUGGUCAACACAAUUCACUGUUCACUCAUGCUACCUCUCUGUUUUCAUGUGAAAACAUAGUCCGUUACAUGCCCCACCCAUCUGAAAAAAUUUUGUGCAACAAAAUUUUUGGCAUUAUAUGUUGAAAUAAUGAUAAUGUCUCUUAGAAAAUUUCAAUGCCACAUCUAACAAUCAAAUCAGUGUAACAACAUUAACAUUUCAUCAUUAUGAAAUACAGAGUCUUUUACUGUUAAUAUCACACAUAAUAGUGAAUAAUUUACCCUGGCAAAAAAUUAAAAAAUCACCAAUGACAACCUCUUAAAAUCUUUAUGUAUGAUAAUGUGAAGUGACAUUAACAUCUUAAUGAAUAAUAAACACUGCAAAAUGAAUGUAACAAUCUUAAAUUUUGCAUUAGAAAAUUUACAAUUGGUUAAAAUCUGAUAUUCAUUUACAAAAAUUGAUAUGUACAAGUGUCUUAUCAAAAAACUGAGUGAACGUAUGUGUGUAUAUUCAUUUAGAAUGUCUGACUAAUGUGUCUUAAGUCAGUGUCUUUGUCAUUGUCUGCAUGUUCAAUGUGUCUGGAAAGGAAAUCAGCUACUGUAUUGUCUUUUCCUUUUAUUGUCCUUAUCUCAUACUGAUAAUCUAAUAGUAUCAACGACCAUCUGUUUAUUUUACUAUUCGCUAUUUUCUUUCUAUUUAGUGCCAUUAAUGGCUUGUGAUCAGUCAAUAAUGUAAAUUUUCUGCCUAAUAGAUAUUUCUGUAGUUUGGUAAGUGCCCACACAAUUGCUAAGCAUUCUUUUUCAAUAGUUGAGUAGUUAAUUUCAGUUCUGCUUAGUGCUCUACUUAAAUAGGUAAUUGGUCUUAAUUUAUGAUUGUAUUCUUGCAUAAGGCAAGCUCCUAAUCCAAUGUUGGAGGCGUCUGUAACUAGAGUGAAAGACUGUUUAAAAUUGGGUGAUAACAAUAUGUUGUCACUUUGGAAAAUUUCUUUGAUUGUUCUCAGUGUAUUUUCGCAUUCAUCCGUCCAUACUAUUUGUUUCUUGCUAUCUUUAUUUAUUAGUUUCCUUAAGGGUAGUGUAACAUCAGAAAAUUUUGGAACAAAAGUGCUGUAAAAAUUGCACAAACCUAAAAUGGCUUUUACUUCUUUCUGAGUGUGUGGUGUUUUUAUAUUUAGUAUUUUUCCUCUGUUGUGUUCUGUGGGCUGAAUUGUGUUUUUACCGACUUUAAAUCCUAAAAAUUCAAUGUCCUCUUGUGCAAACUUUAAUUUGUUUGGUGCUAUUGUAACUCCAUGUGCUCUUAAUUUGUUUAGUACUGUUUUUAUAGUCUCUAUAUGUGUCUUCAUAUCCUUAGUGUGAAUGCAGAUAUCAUCGACAAAAUGUACUACAUUUGGUAUGCCUUCUAACAUGAUUCGCAUGAAUCGAGAAAAUGUUGCGGUGGAAUUAACUAGACCAAAUGGCAUUACUGUCCAUUCGAACAAGCCUUCCUCUGUGGCAAAUGCAGUCAAAGGCAUGGAAUCCGGAUGCAUGCCUAUUUGCCAGAAUCCUCUGUUUAAAUCUAAGUGGGUGAAUAAUGUGGAGGAGCCUAUUUCUUCCAGUAGUUCUCUGGUGUCCCUCAUGGGUUCUGCAUCUAAUUGUGUGAUUUUAUUUAACUCCCUAUAGUCACAACAUAUACGGCACUGGCCAUUUUUCUUUUUUACUACUACCAUGGGUGAUGCUAUUGGUGAAUCUGAUCUUUUAAUCUUGUUAGUCUGUAUUAAAUGAUUUAGUUCUUUCUUUACUUCUUCCCUAAAUGCAUAUGGAAUUGGAUAGAUUUUGUGUUUGAAUGUGGGUUCCUGUGUUAAUAUUAUCUUGUGUUCUAAACUGCUAGUGUGUCCUAUGUUCUCUGUGAUGACAUCUUUGUAUUCUUUUAGAAUUGUUGUUAAGUGUCUGUUUGUUGUGGUGUUAUUUUCAUUGUCUUCUAAUUGUAUAACACUAGCAACGGUGGCUGUGCUACUUAUUUCAUUACUGAUGGUUUCUAACUCUUCAGGAACAGAGUCAUAUUUUCUGAGCAAGUCCACAUGUAGGACUUUCAAUUCACCCUUCAUGUGAAUUACAUAAUCAACUAAAUUUAACUUGUCAUGAAUUGUAAACGGACCCUGCCAAAUCUUUUGUCCAUUAUUGUUUGGCAACCAUACCAAAACUUUAUCAUGUACUUUAAGAUCUCUGAGGUAUCUAUGUGUAUUCUUUAUAUGUCUUUGUCUUUUAGACUCCCUAUCAGUGUUUUCUUUAGCAUUUUCUAUGCCAUACGUUAUCCUCUCUCUGAUUUUUGUAAUUAUGUCAAAGGUGUCUUGUUGUGUGCCUUUCUGGCCUAAAAUAUUUUCUUUAAACAGAGUUAAAGGUCCCUUUGGAUUGGCCCCAAACAUUAGCUCAAAUGGAGAGUACCCAGUGGUGUCUUGUAUACUCUCUCUAUAGGCGAAUAAAACCAUGGGUAUAUAUAGGUGCCAUUCUCUAGGGUGGUCUAUUGUUGUUUUAUUUAACAUUGUUUUUAGUGUUUUGUUCCAUCGUUCUACCAUACCAUUAGCCUGUGGUCUAUAUAUUGUGGAAUGUACUUGUAUUAUACCUAGCAUUUUUGUAACUGCAUUGGUUAAGUUGGAAGUAAACUGUGUUCCAUUAUCUGACAAUAUUUUAUCAGGGAACCCAUGUCUUGUAAAUACAUCUAAUAAUGCCAUGCAAAUUGUUUCUGAAUUAAUGUUUUUGAGGGGAAUUGCCUCUGGCCAUCUAGAUGCCAUAUCAAUCAUGGUUAAAAUAAAUUUGUGUCCCUUAUUUGAUGGUGGAUUAAGAGGACCAAUGAUAUCUAUAGCUACCUUCUCAAAGUUUCUACCUAUUUUGUCUGUGGGUUGUAUGGGUGCUCUGUGUUUACUGUGUAUUGGGUUUUUUGUCAGACAUGGUAUGCAUUUGUUUAUGUGUUUCUUUAUGUCCUUGUGUAUGCCUGGCCAAUAAAAAUUCUGUGUGACCCUUUCUAAUGUUUUUUUUAUACCCAUGUGUCCAGCCAAAGGACUGUCAUGUGCAUGGUUGAGUAUUUUGUUUCUGAGUAUUAAUGGUACUAUUAUUUGAGAUUUUUUGAUUUCACCUUUCUCAAAAUUUCUGAUUAGAAUAUUAUGUUUUAUUGUGUAAUUAUGUCCUCUAUAAAUUGUGUUAUUGUCCUUAAUUUUGUUUCUAAUGUCCUGAAUUUGCCUAUCUUCUGUCUGCAUUCUAAUUAUGUCCUCUCUAGAUAUUUGUUUUGGAAUGUCUAAUUUUUCUUCUAUUUCAGGCUGUGUCUGACUAGUUUUAUGUUGUUGUCUUGUUAUUGCACUUAUAUACUCUUUGGUUAAAUUUUUUGAUUCAAUCCAAUUUAAGAAUAGUUCUUGGGAAUUAUCUGGAAUUUCUUUAAUAUUUCCAAUUAUUAACUGACAUACUGGGUUGUCCAUAAGUACUGCCGUUACCUUUCCUGUCAACCAUGGACAGUCUAUGUCCACUACUGCUUUAUAACAUUCAACUUUUGUGUUAUUUGCUAACAUGACUGUGGUUUUUUCAGAUAUAUGGUCUUUAGGAUCAAUCAAUUUUUUGUCAACUACUAUUGUUGUACAACCUGUGUCUCUUAGACACUGAACAAGCUGGUUGUUUACAUAAGAAGGAAAAAAUUGUAAACUUCCUUCACUGUGACAUGCGCUAGCUAAAGUUUCAUGUGGUUUGGUGUUUUGUCUACUGUUAGUCUGAUUGGAAUUAUAUCUUUGAUUUUUAUAUGGUUGUCUACUCCUAUUUGCACUGUUGUAUCUAAUUGGACUACUGUUGGGUGAUGUUCUCUGAUAGUAUUGUUGUGAAUGUCCUAAAUCUCUAUGUAAUUUCCUACACUCAUAUUUUUUGUGACCUGGAAUGCCACAGUAGAAACAUUUGUUGUUGUUUGAAUAAUUAGUAUAUGGUGUCUGGUAAUUGUUUUGAUGACUUUUCUGAAAUUUAUUGUUUUGCCAUCUGGCAGGUAGGCUAUGGUAUCUUCUGUUUUGAUAUGUGUUUUGUUUUUGACUGUCCCUAUCACUGGGUGUGUUUCUAAUAGAGGCUAGUGUGCUGUUUCUAUUGUCUAGCUCUUCAUUGGGGUGAGCAUCUUUAAAUGUUGUGAUUGAGUCAACUAACUCACGCUCAUUUUUAAUCUUUCUCUCUUUAAGGAAUGAAAAUAAAGAGACUGAUGCAUUUCUUAAUAUUUUGUCUAUGAUAAACAUAUCCAGUAAUGCUUUUGGAUCAUUUAGGUCAAUUUCAGUUAAUUCAAGCCAUUUGACAAGAUUGUCUCUAAUAUUGAAUAUGGUGGUGUUAGGAUCUACUUCUCUCUCUAGUCUUAUGUUAUGGAAAUUUUUUCUAUAAAUGUCUUCUGUGUUUCCAUAGAACUUUAACAAAACUUUCUUUAUAUAUGUAUAAUUAUUCUUUUGUUCUUCACUAAGUGAAUUAAUAAUACUUAGGCUUUUCCCUGAUAGUCUGCUCAAUAAAAUAUUAGCCCAAGUCUCUUCUCUAUAAUUAUAAGACUGACAUAUGCCUUCAAAUUGUGACAGAUAACUAAUAAUUUCUUCUUUAUGUUCAUUAAAUUCUCUAAAUUUAGGUUUGUAUGCACUGUUGGUUUCCCUAUUGCUUGUUGAUGUAGUAUGCUGUCCUGAUUCUAUCCUAGCUCUUUCUAGUUUUAGCUCUUCCUCUCUUAUUUUCAUAUCUUGUUCCCUUAAUUUAAGUUCUUCUAUUUCUUUUUGUCCUUUUAAUUUCAUUUCCUCUAUUUGUUUAAGUUCGCUUCUCUCUAACAGUCUAGCUUCUCGGUCUUUGUCUUUGUCUUGUCGGUCUCGUAUUUUGUCCAUUUCUCUAGUUACGAAGUCAGUUAAUUUCUCCUGCUUCAAGCCAAGCUUCUCACCUACUUCUAAUAAUUCCAAGUACUCUGCCAUUUUUUAUGUGUAAUGUGAGUAACUAAAAUUAUAUUGUUAUGUAUCAGUAUAUCAGUUAUCUCCUUAUUCUUUGGUUAUCAAUUAGAAUAGUUUACGAUAUUUCAUAUAUCUACAUGUUAAUGAAUGUAUACACAAAUGCAAGUUGAUACAUGAAUUAUAAGUUAUAAAUAAGUGUAAGAAAAAUUUAAAAUAAUUGAAUUGUCUACUUCACAACAUAAAUACAGAUAUGUAGACGUUUACAUGUAUACAAAUGAGACAACAAAUACAAAAUUACUGUGUAGUUUAUGGACCACAAGAUAGUAGAAAAUAUGACAGUAGGUUGACAAUAUGUAUAACAAUGACAAGACAAGUAGUACAAAUAUGACAAGAUCUACUAAAAAACAACAGUUAUGACAAUGUACAAACUAGACUUCACAGCUAACACAAAAUUAUCCUACAGUGUUAUAAAUAGGGCCAGAAGAAACCUUUACCGUUUUAAUAAAAAAACUUCCCUAGGAAAGAUAACACCGUGGAUGUCGCUACAGUAUCCUCUAAAAUUAAACUUAUAUUAUACAGAAAAAGUAAAAAAUUUUACUUAAUCUAAUUAAGUAUUAUAUAAGUGGAUUUUUAAAGUCUUAAAUUAUAUAUAAUACAUAACACAUAAAUACAUAAAUACCAAGUGUUUAAAAGAAAUCCGUAGUUGGUCACCUCUGCUCCUCUGUGACGCUAUGAUUUCUGUGUAAUCGAUAAUCCUAUGUAGUAGAUGCUCCUUCUAGGUAGUAGAUAAUCCUAUGUGGUAGUGUACUUGGGUAAAAUAAUCCAAUGAGAAAAGUUACACCACAAAUUGCUGCAAUACUCCAAUGUAAGUACCUUGCGUAAUAGUGUAAUUGUGAUAAUCCAAUAAUUGAAAAUUGUCUAAUUUCUCUCCGGUUCUGUUGCACUUGUGAGUAAUUGAAGAAUUACUUGAAGAAUUACUUGACUUGAACUGUGCGGCUUGUAUAAAGUAAAGAUUAUGCUGGGGAAAUCUUACUUCCGCUGUCUUGAUAAAACAUCUCAUCUGUAAUGACAUCAGACUUCUUUUGGUUUUGUGUGGAUCAUCUCUUUCGUUGACUAAUAACUGUAAAAUAGAUUUCUUGCUGUUUCUUCCACGAGAAUAUUCACUCCACUGUUAUAUAAUUGAAACAGUGUACCAGUUAGCUGUUUGAACUCUCAACUUUUGACUCCCGUGACUGACCUAAAUUCAAUCGUUGUCAGCUUGCUCUGUGUGUCGUGGACUCUUCUCAGACUUGACAAAUACUCGGGCGUAAUGACGUUCGAUUCGAAUGUUAAAAUAUAUCAUUGUUACUCAAUGUUCUGUAAUACAUCGUUGUUCUGACACUUCUGACAAUAUUUGUAACGCAUCGUCGUUACACCGCUUCUGACACCAUUUGUAACACACUUCUACUCUGACAUGGCGUGGGAUGUUAUUUCUUAUGCUGUGGGUUAUGUCAGUAGUAUGGUUACUUAUAUUAACGCUUCAGGAUGCCGACUCAGUCUUCUUCAUUCUUUCACUUAUUAUUCAGGCACGUAAAGAAGAAUACUCAAUUCUAGUUAAAACUCACAGUACUUUAUUGAACACACUUUAUAUUGAUAAUAUUAAUAAAUAAUCCUUGCAUGAAUGUAAUUUCACAUAUAUAUCUAUAGUAUUCCAUCAUUAAGAAAAACACGUCCUCAUACUUCUACAACUCAGCUCAACUGUCUAAUCUCACAGCUCUCACGCUACUGACUCUCUUGCUCUGCGCUCAGCUCUCUACUAUCUCAGUCAACUCAUACUUUAUUACCAGCAAAGCGUGGAAAACAACCGCUCUGACAAAAACAUAAUUUUACUCUCCAAAAACGUGGAGUUCACAUUUGCAUCUCAAAAUACAUGGUCAACACAAUUCACUGUUCACUCAUGCUACCUCUCUGUUUUCAUGUGAAAACAUUGUCCGUUACAGGUGUAACUUUGCUUCUGUAUAAAUGUGGCUGUGACUUAAAAAUUCCAGUGAGCCAAUAGACAGCUGUGAUUGCUAUAGUAACAGCAAAACUCAUGAACACAAUAAACCUCCUGCUUUCUCUCCAUUUCAUCUCCCUCAAAACAGCAAAAAUUAAAUUUAAUUAAUACAUUUUAAUACUUAAUAUUAAAUGUAAAUAAUAAAAGUAUAAAUACAUAUUAUGAAAUAUCCUGACAAUCUAAGGCUUUACUGUGUGUGUGUGUGUAUAUACAUGUAGAUGAAAAUAUAAAAUCUUUCUAUCCGUGUGUGUUAGUAUUAUGUGUCUUUGUUGAAGCAUUUAGAAUAAUUAACCAUCAGUAUCUCCCUGAAAAUUUGCUUGUUUAAAUUGUGUGCCUUACAAUUUCCUUAUUACCCUUUGCAAAAAUAUCACAGGCAUUUUAAAUGUAACUUGUGAAUUUGAGUGGUACCGAACAAUGCAAGAGAGGUUCAGGGUAAAGUUAAUAGUAGAAAAACCAUCUUGAAUAAUUAAUGCUACACCAUUUGAUGAAGUUUUAAAGUUUAAAAAAAAUGAUAGAUAAAGAAAUGUGGCAAUUAUAUUAACUGUCAUAAUUUUAAAAAAAGAUAAAAAUGUCCAUGUUUAAUUCUUUGUCUUUCUUUCCUAAAUAAAAUUAUAAUUGUUUCCAUUUUAUUAUAUGCAUCUGUUUAUAUUCCAAAUGAUGAGCAUAUUGUUUAUGAUAGAAAAAUCAUCAUUUAAUUUUAGGGACAAAACAGUAUCAGUUUCUUACAUGUCAAAUUUUAAAAUUAGACUGAAGCACAGUAUAUUUUGCCAGGAGCUGGUUAAAUUUGCUUCCUCAAGCUCCAAAACAUUUUAAUAUUAAAUUUUUGUUUAAUUCUAUAAUUUAUACUUUAAAAAAAAAAAAAAAUUAUAUAAAAAACAAAUUGCCCCACUAUGCUACCAGCCAUGUUGCCCCACUCUUCUACCUAAAACACAUUUCUUAAAAUACUUAGCACCCCCUCAACCACCCCUCCCACCUUUUUAAUUUUUCAGUAGCUCAAAAGUGGAGCUGACAAAAAUUUGUCAGGAGCGGAACUCUGACAUUAAAGGCAUGCUCCUGGUAUCAACUGAGCAACAAAUUUUUGUUGAAAGAAAUGCUAUAGGAUUUUUCUCUUGAAUAUCCUUAAAAAAGUUUCAAUACAGUACAGUAACUAGCAUCAACAUAGUUUUAUUGACAUCUAUUUUGAUUUUGUUACACCUCAGCAUAUUCAUACUUAACCUUCUUUUAGCAGGUCUGAUAGUUUGUCAGUGGGGAGCAGCGAGGAUGAACCAGAUGACACCGAACCUAUGGACCAUGAUUACAAUCUACCGCAAGUAAAGAUUAAAAAAUUCAUCAACCGUGGGAAGUGGUCUAAAGAGGAGGUACAAACAAUUACUACAUUAGAGCCUUUUUGAAAGCGAGUUGAACAAAUUAAACCUAGAUAAAUCUAUUUUAUCAUACUUUUGAUCAAAUAGCAGUUUGAAUCAUUGUUUUUUUUUCUUUCUUUUUUUUCACAGAUAAAUGUUCUUUUGUAUUAUUAUUUUUUUUUUUUUUUUUUUUUUUUUUUUUUUUUUUUUUUUUUUUUUUUUUUUUUUUUUUAUUUUUUUUUUUUUUUUUUUUUUUUUUUUUUUUUUUUUUUUUAAUUUUUUUUUUGUUGUUGUUUUCUUUUUUUUUACUGUAACUUUUAACAUAAAAAUUGUUGAAUCCUUGCUGCUAAUUUUUCAGGACGAAAAAUUGAGGAAAAUCGUUGAGGCAAAAGGUUUUCAUGAUUGGAAAGUUGUUUGCAGUUUCUUUGUGGAUCGCACAGAUAUUCAAUGUCAACAUCGCUGGCAUAAAGUGCUGAAUCCUGACCUUAUCAAGGGGCCGUGGACCAGAGAGGUAAAAAGACUAAGUAUUUGCUAAAAAUUUGUGAAUAAUUUUAAAAAAGAGGAUAAAGAAAGAUGUUAGUUCUUCUGUAUUUUAUUACAAAGGGCUUCUUUUACAAUACCUUAAUUAAUUUCUCAAAGUUUUGAUGUCAAUAUAUGGUAGUUUAAGAUAUCUAACAUAAAAUUCAAACUAUCAAAGACGUUUAAAAUAUCUGUAUUGUUAAAAUAUAUGAAAUAUUUACUGUUUCAGUAUAGCUUUGAUAUGGUUAUGGAAAAGUUUAAUUCAUUUCUUUAAAAAUAUUUUCCUUAACCAAAAAUAGAAAAUAAAAAUCCAUUUUAAUAAGUCAGAAUUCAAUUAUCUUUAUCAUUAUUUUUUUGCACUGUCUUUGAUUUAAUAAUAUAUUUACUAAAGUAAGUAGUAUGCAUUGCUUAUUUUAUUACGUGUAUAAUAAACUUAAACAUAAUAUAAUUAAGUGAUAAAGAUAUUUAAUUUAAGAAAUUAAACAGUGAUCUUGAGAGGAAAAUAUUAAAAUAACAAUGCUCAUAACUAUUGGCUGAUAACUUUCUCCUAUUUAUUUUACUUCUCACGUUUGAUUAUACAAAAAAAAAACAUAUUUCAUCAAAUGUGCGUUAAUUACCCAAAAUUAGUUAACACUAGUUUAGCUCAAGAAAAGUUUAAUAAAUAUGCUGUAUACAAUAUUUUGUUCUUUUUUUCAUUUUUCAAUCCAAACCAUUAUUAAGUAUUCAUUGAUCUGCUUCCUAGCAAUUAAAAAUGUUGCCUGACAAAAAUUAAUUGUCCUUAAAAUUUUCAGGAAGAUAAUCGUGUCAUUCAAUUAGUAAAUGAGUAUGGUCCAAAGCGUUGGACUUUAAUCUCAAAACAUUUAAAAGGACGAACUGGGAAGCAGUGUAGGGAGAGGCAAGUUAUUUUUAUAUACUAA
Lymnaea stagnalis (great pond snail) is the source of this 11813-nucleotide messenger RNA. Lineage: Eukaryota; Metazoa; Mollusca; Gastropoda; Lymnaeidae. The record is from the annotation of a GenBank genome assembly.